Messenger RNA from Selaginella moellendorffii, 2149 nucleotides. RefSeq names its product pentatricopeptide repeat-containing protein At3g02330, mitochondrial-like. Bases 177 to 2147 code for a protein of 656 amino acids. Gene Ontology annotation, molecular function: protein binding; RNA binding. Gene Ontology annotation, biological process: RNA modification. The record is from RefSeq and is a predicted model, not a curated record. The transcript is spliced from 2 exons. NCBI's taxonomy places the organism in Eukaryota, Viridiplantae, Streptophyta, Lycopodiopsida, Selaginellales, Selaginellaceae.
GGCGGGAACUCUGGGCUAGGGCUUUUGGCGAUGGAGAAUGCUACGAUCCAGCCAGGCGAUGGCGUCGCCAGGCGCCGGGAAGCUCCAGGGACUUGGAGCGAGGGAAGAUCCUCCACUCUCGCGCGCUCGACUCCGGCUAUGCCUCGAACACUCUCGUCGCCACAGCGCUCCUCCACAUGUACGCCAAAUGCGGCGCCAUGGGCAGCGCUCACGCGAUCUUCCAGGCGAUGCGCUCCCACGACGUGGUCAGCUGGACAGCGCUCAUCCUUGGCUACGCCGACAAUGGCCGCGGCCAUGUGGCGCUCGAUCUCUUCUAUGCAAUGCGGCGCAGUGGCUGUGAUCCAAACGCCAGGACGUUUGUAGCGGUGAUCCUGGCGUGCUCGAGCAUGGCAGCGGUGGACCGACCCAUGGCGAUCGAGAAGGGGCGAUGGGUUCACGAGCAGGCGGCCCAGCGCGGCUUCGACACGGAUAGAUUUGUCGGGAACACGCUGGUGGACAUGUACGCGAAGUUUGGAAGCAUGGCCGACGCUGCCAAGGCUUUCGAUCGAAUGCCACACCGAGACGUGGUGGCAUGGACGUCACUGAUGCUCGGCUACGCGGCCGCCGGCGAGGGGGAGCUUGUUCUCGAGCUCUUCUCGCGGAUGAGAUCGCAAGGCUGUGCUCCGGAUCGCCUGUGCUUCACUGCUGCUCUCACGGCAUGCUCGAUCGUCGCUGGGAAAGAAACUGGCAAAAGAAUCCUAGUGCCAGAAGCUCAUCCAGCGAUGGUGGUGAAGCUCGAGAGCUUGCGAAAGGUGAUGGAGAUCCACUCCCAGGCCGCUACCUCCGGGAAGAACUUCGACGUGUGCCUGAGCAACACGCUGGUGGAUGCCUACUCCAAAUCCGGGAGCUUGCUGGAUGCUCGCCGCGUCUUCGAUCGGAUGCCACGCCACGACGUUGUCUCGUUCACGGCACUGAUGCUCGGAGCGGUGGAGGGCGAUCGAGCGGAGACUGCCCUCGAGCUCCUUGGAUCGAUGAGAGCACGGGGCUGCGAGCCCAAUGCAAGAACUUUCGUGGCGGGACUGAUGGCGUGCACCAACUUGGCAGCCAAAGAAGAAGCUCGGUUGGAAAUACUCCCGGAUGGUACAAGGAUGGCGAUCAAGCUUGCGAGCCUGGAGAGAGGAAUGGAGCUCCACUCGCAGGCCGCCAAGGAACGAUACGACGUCACGGACAUGUUCGUGGGGAACACGCUGGUGGAUUUCUACUCCAAGUGCGGCAGCCUCCAGGACGCGACGAGAGCUUUCGACAGGAUGGCGGAGCAUGAUCUCGUCUCGUGGAACGCCUUGAUAGCGGGGCACCUGGACAACGGCCUGGACGAGCGAGCGCUGCAGCUCUUCCUCGAGAUGGACCGCCGAGGCUGCUCGCCGGAUCCAGCCUCGUACGCCUCGGCCCUCGCGGCCUGUGCCGGGCUCGCGUCUCUGGGAGCCGCGCGAGACAUCCACUGGCGACUCUGCAAGGCCGGGCUGGAGACUGACGCCUUCGUCCACAACGCGCUCGUCGACUUCUACGGCAAGUCUGGCAGGAUGGCCGACGCCGAGCUCGUCUUCCAGUCCCUGGCGAGCGUCGACGUUGUGACCUGGAACGCGCUGGCCGCGGGGUUUAGCCGUCAGGGGAGCUACCGCCUUGUGGUGGAUCUCUUGUGGGCGAUCAAGGACCAAGGCCUGGAACCCGACGGUAUCACUUUCCUGGCGCUUCUCGCGGCCUACGGCCAUGCCGGGCUGGUCGACCAUGGACGCCGGGCCUUCGCCGCUAUGGUGGAGAGUUACCGGAUAGAGGCGGGCAUCGAGCACUACCACUGCCUGGUGGACAUGCUGGGGAGGGCGAACCGGCUCGAGGAAGCCUUGGCGGAGGUGGCGGCAAUGCCGCACAGGCCGAGCUCCGUGACUUGGACGACCGUGCUGAGCACCUGCGUCAAGUGGAAGAACUUGGACGUCGCGAGCGUGGCGUUUGAGUCGCUGCUGGGGAUUGAUCCGGACGGGCCAGCGGCGUACGUGUUGAUGGCGAACGUCUAUGGGAGCGCCGGGAUGGCGGAGGAAGAGGCCAGGCUUCUAGAGCGCGUUAGAUCUUGUUAUCUAACUCCAGGAACACCGGUCGAAGCAUCGAUCGAUUGAUA